AUGCUUGUGUCUACAUUUAUCCGUCGCCUUUAUAACAUUGAACUGGAGAACACCGUUGUGAUAUUCGACGAAGCACACAACAUUGAGCAGGUAUGUGAAGAUGCGGCCUCUGUUGUGCUGACCUCAGCAACCCUGGCUGCUGCUAUUGAGUCUUUGCGAGCCGUUGGGGAACACGUGUUUAGUCGUUCAUCAGAGGAAGUUGACAAGGAGGGAGCUGAGGAAUCUGGUACUUUUGCGUACAAUAUGGGGCAAGGCCUGGGACGCGGCAAACCAAAGGGCUUUACUGGACUCAACGACCUUACUGAAUCAGAUAUGAAUAAGUUUUCUCGCAAUCUCUUUUUUGCUUUCUUUCUUUAG
Molecule: messenger RNA, 357 nt
Organism: Protopolystoma xenopodis
Lineage: Eukaryota; Metazoa; Platyhelminthes; Monogenea; Polystomatidea; Polystomatidae
Source: the annotation of a GenBank genome assembly